Messenger RNA from Opisthorchis viverrini, 246 nucleotides. RefSeq lists its product as hypothetical. The transcript is spliced from 2 exons. NCBI's taxonomy places the organism in Eukaryota, Metazoa, Platyhelminthes, Trematoda, Opisthorchiida, Opisthorchiidae. Bases 1 to 246 code for a protein of 81 amino acids. The record is from RefSeq and is a predicted model, not a curated record.
AUGAACCGGUCCAAUCUGACACGGGGCAACCGGGUCCAGACAAUGAUUCUCUAUGUGAAGCGCGGUUACGCUGGUAUUGAGGCUACGUGGUACAGAUUAAAGACAACGCAUUCUAACCGUGGACUUUUCAGUAUGAACUUUCGCAUAAAGCAGGCUGAAAAUGAGAAAAGAAUAUGUGGAAAACCUCAUAGCAGUGUGACGCGAAAGCUUACGUACCACAAGGCCACAAAGAGACGCCAAAAUUGA